AUGUGGAUCGUGCAAUUUACAAUGCGUCUCCUGUGGAGGCGCUAAAGAAGAUCGCGUCUGCAUACAAUACCAAUCCGAAGGAAACAAGUUCACAUCCUAGGUCAGUAUAUCCAUGCGAUUGCCAUCACCUGUUGGUCAUCAAGAUGUUACGGCUGCCGUUAACCCUCAUGAAGAUCCUCUUGGUUGCAAAAUAUCCACAUCGGAAAACUAUGUUGCAAAGAAGCGAAAUCAAAAUGUGGAUCCUUACAGUGGUGAAAUUUCACUUCUGGAUUUGGUCAGAUAUGAGGGAUCGAAAAGUAAAUCUACCGCCCAACCUGCCCGUGAAUCACAUGUUUCAUUUUCUGUUAAAGGCCUUGGCCAUGUCCAGAUGGAAACUCCUCCCCAGUCACCAAGAUCCACAAAAAGGAUUUUACCUUUGCCGCCAAAGGCCAUGCGGUACACGCAAAAUAAAGCAAGACGGUCUAUGCCUUUUGAUGCCGCAAAGGGAUUGGAUUCUUUAAUGAAUGGUAUCAGCAUGAUGAAAGAGCGAAAUGCUUCACAUGAAAUGGGUAGUAUUGUAGAUGAGUCAAGCUAUGAAAGGAGGAAACACUGUUAUUUUCCACCUUCAUUUGAGAACUACAGUGAUAACCUUUAUCCUGAGGAUGAGGACAUGUUUUGUAAACCUCAAGCUCAAGAAGGUUGGCAAUCAAAGCGUGGUAGAAUAGAUGAUAAUCUACCUGACGUAAAUUCUGAGAGACCGUGGAAGAUAGGAUCGUUCAAUUCAGAUGAUCAUUUUCAUACUCCAAGAGUUGAUGAAUUUGAUACAUUUGAUUAUGAUUUUAAAGAACAGAGAACCUCAACAAGACCAAGCACAAGAUUUCAGACUUCAGGAAAUCCAUCAGGGCGUGACAUCUUUUCUGAUCAAUCAUUAUUGGAUGAUGACGAUGAUAUGUUACGCUUUGACUGGGAAAGGCAACCACCAUUUAAGAAAAUACCCAACUCAAACAGCAAUUUUGGUCCUUAUGCUUGGCCUUCUGAAAUGGCUGAUGAUUCAGAGAGAAGGAAGAGUCCAUUGAGUGAAGAAUCAUGCUCAUCUGCUGCAGCAAUGAAAGACAGAACGAGCAAACCAACACUGUCUGCAAAACGCGAAGAGAAUAACAUGAAUGAGAAGGAUGACUUCCAUACACACUUGGAUAAGUUCGAUAUUCCCAAAAUGGAUGAUUUUGAUGGAAUUUCAGUAUUCAAGGAUCAAGAAGAAUACCAUAAAAGAUCAAUAGAGCAGAAGAAUCUUGAAGCAGAUUAUUGGCCAGACAAUGCAAUGGAGCAACAGAGAACUCGAGAACCAAGCUGCCGUUUAUCACUUGAGGAGAAAUUUGCUGGGUGGGGUUCUUCUACCUCCCAUCAGAAGGGCAGCAGUGGACCAAAUAAUCCAUCGAGUUGCGCUGUAAUGCGUGAGGAUAAACCUUUCAAUUCCAUUCCAGAUAUGGGUGGAUAUCAAACUGUGGGGUCAACUGAAAGGAGACCUGCUUCAAAAGUCCAUCCUGUUUUUCACAGACCUGACGGUGCUGUUUUGUAUGAUGACAUUCACCUGCAGGAUCCUGUUUCAGAUAUAUUUGGCGACAAAGUUGAGUUUUCAGACCCAUUCGGUGCCAAGGGCCUUCAGGGCGACAUUGAUAUGUGUACUUUCUUGGGACAGAAGGUAGACAUAAAGAAAGAAGACAAAUUUGACUCUUUCAAGAACCGAAAUGCAGACAUAUUUCAUCAUGCGGGUUCUGUAAGCCAAACUGUGUGUGGCCAACGCACCGCAUGUUCUCAGCAGUCUGGCAAGGAUUCACGAAGACAAGGGUUUGACCCUGGUAUUGAUUUUCAGGAGUCCAGACAAAAUUCAUUCUGGGAGGAUGGCCAUGUUAGUGAUGUUACUUUUCAAGGAGAUGUUGACCUGAGUACUCUGUGGGCAAGAAAAAGUGGCGAGAAGAAUAGAGACGAAAUUGAGAAGUUCGAGAAGCGAGAAACAAAGAUGUCGAGACAAACAUCUCAACGUUCUGCAGAUGGCAGAGCUGAGAUGAGUGAAGCUGGAACAUGUUCUGAUGGCUCAGAAGUGACCAAUUAUCCUGGAGUGCAGAAGGAAACAUCAUCAGAGUCAGCACAACUUCCUGCAAACUUGAGUCUUCAGGAAACCUCGAGAGGAAUGUUUCAAAUGCAUGCUCAGGUUGAUUGCAUAAGAAAGGAAACAAUGUGUACUAGAGAAAUUCCUGGUGAUGACUUUAAAGCUCCAUUGCAUUUGAAAAACAAGAUUGAUGAUGUUGGAGAUCAUACCAAAAGCACUUCAAUAUUCCAGUCUCCUUUCAUGGCAGAGAAGGUGGGGAUUGAAAAGAAGGUAAUAAAAGGCGUGUCACCACACAACAGUGAUAUUCAUUAUGAGGUUAUGCUUGAACGUCGUGUUCUCCAACGGCUUUGUGUUCAGAAGAUAUUGGUAGAUACACCAACAAGGGACAAGCUAGCUAAGGCUACGGGCUUCAGGACGAUGGAGAAUGGAUCUGUCCUCCCCAGUAGUGUAUGAACAGCUAAAGAAGCAGUAGCAGUGUCUUGAAGAAGCAGUAACAGUGUCUUGUAAGAUCUCGGUUCAAGUGCUAUUGGUGUGACUCGCAAAAUCAGAACCUGGCGAUGCCGUGAAGUGUGUUCAGCAUCCAUCCAUGUUGGCUUCAUACUGACUAUUAAGGGAUGAAAUCUGGAGGGUUUUACCUGUAACUAUUUGACACCCCUUACAAAAAGAUGUCCAAAUUAGUCGCAUACAUGUAUCUGCUUUUCUGGGUGAACCUGACUUGACUAUUGUUAAUAUGUUGUCAUCAUUAUUAUAAGAUAAAAGGAUCACUUGCUCUGUUC
Molecule: messenger RNA, 2862 nt
Organism: Lolium perenne
Lineage: Eukaryota; Viridiplantae; Streptophyta; Magnoliopsida; Poales; Poaceae
Source: RefSeq, a predicted model, not a curated record